ACAGAAUAUUGUACAAUACUCCCGCCCCGUAAGCCAACCACAGCAAUUCGUGAAAUGUUUGUAGCGGCAGCAAGUAGUCGAGGAAGUACAUGACCUUCUAAGGCCAUAACCAUGGUGAGGAGACUCCCUCACCUCACCUAUCCAAAACCUAUCUGAACGCAGAAUGUUUGCGGUACGACGGGUGCUGCUGGCCCCCCGUCUCUCCUCUCCUCCCAUCCGCCUCCCCCCAUCACGGGUCGGUACGACGAGGUGGGCAUUCGAUUCAUUUUCGCCGCAGCCAACCCCCCGCCUCUGGUCCGGCCUCCAGAGCUGGCGCGAGGCCCCAGCCAACGAGCGCCGCACCUGGGGCCCCGACGGCCCCUGCCAACCCACCGACCUCACCCGCCUCGACGACGACCCGACCGCCUCCGCCGCCUCCCUCGCCGAGUGCGCCGCCCUCGUCCUCUCCACCCCCGACCCCCUCGCCAAGUCGAGUCUCUCCCACCUCGCCUACUCCCGGUGGCGCCUUCAUGGCCUCCCCGUUGGAGUCGCUCGGCCGCCCGACCGUCCCGCCCGGCCGGAUAGGCCUAUUUUGGUCUCGCCGAAGGAGAUACCUGCGCAUAAGAGCUUGGGCCUGCCGCUCAAUUCUUAUAUGCUCCACAAUCUGGCGCAUGUGGAGCUGAACGCGAUAGACUUGGCGUGGGACACGGUGGCGCGUUUCUCCCCCUUCCAUGAGGCCCUAGGGGACGAGUUCUUCUCUGACUUUGCUCGGGUGGCCGAUGACGAGAGCCGGCACUUCGCGUGGUGCUCGCAGAGGCUAGCUGAGCUUGGCUUCAGCUAUGGGGAUAUGCCUGCUCAUAAUCUUCUGUGGAGGGAGUGUGAGAAAUCCUCUGGAGAUGUUGCUGCACGCUUGGCAGUGAUCCCUUUAGUGCAGGAGGCUAGAGGCCUUGAUGCUGGACCUAGGCUGGUGCAGAAGUUGGUCGGUUUUGGGGAUCACAGAACAUCUAACAUUGUGGCAAAGAUUGCCGAGGAAGAAGUUGCACAUGUUGCAGUUGGUGUGUACUGGUUCAACCUAGUCUGUCAGAAGAUGGGUCGAAUUCCUUGUGCUGCUUUUAAAGACUUGUUGAAGGAGUAUAAUGUGGAGUUGAAGGGCCCAUUCAACUAUUCAGCUCGGGAUGAAGCUGGAAUUCCACGUGACUGGUAUGGUGGUACACCUAAAUGGGGGGCCAAGAGUGAUCUUUCCGAGGUUCAUGAUAGGCUGGCCAGCAUCAUUGCCAUGGAGAGAGAGAACUCAAGUUUGAAUGGCUAGUCUUUUCUCCAUUCAUGACUUGUGAAAGCGUCAUCCAAUGAGUUACCAUCCUGAUGUACAAAAAAAAUAUGGGUUACCAUCCUGCAAAAAGUUUGCCUCUCCACCAGUUUGAUAUUCUGUGCAAAUCAAGAUAGAAGUCAUUCCUGUGGCAACACUUGCUUGUGCAAAAUUUACACUUCAAUAUGGGUAGUGUUUUAAGUGCAUAAAAGAUCUUUGGAUAGGAAUUCUAUGAAUUCUCAUUCCAUCCAGUAGCAUAGAGGAUUGCAUCCCUACUGUCUCUUCUGUGGCUAGGGAAAAGACAUCUCACUGCCAAAAACAGGUGAAUUAAUUUCAGAUGGAGAGCAGGCUUAGAAAUGGUCUCCACAGCUGACUGUAAUUUUAGACUCUCUGUACCUCUGGUAUGUGAGAACCUCAUUUAGGUAGAUGUGAUGCAUUGGGGUGGUUGCCAAUUCAUGUUUUUCUUGAUGAGGGUUGGUCUCAACUUUCAGCAUGCUAUCAUUGUGAUGCAUAUGGUCUUCCUCAGGCUUUUAACAAGAAAUCCUCUCUUUUUUCCC
Phoenix dactylifera (date palm) is the source of this 1842-nucleotide messenger RNA. RefSeq names its product diiron containing four-helix bundle family ferritin protein, putative (Protein of unknown function DUF455). NCBI's taxonomy places the organism in Eukaryota, Viridiplantae, Streptophyta, Magnoliopsida, Arecales, Arecaceae. The record is from RefSeq and is a predicted model, not a curated record.